Molecule: messenger RNA, 1135 nt
Organism: Anguilla anguilla (European eel)
Lineage: Eukaryota; Metazoa; Chordata; Actinopteri; Anguilliformes; Anguillidae
Product: fibrous sheath-interacting protein 2-like
Exons: 9
Coding region: 69-1016 (315 amino acids)
Source: RefSeq, a predicted model, not a curated record
AGUGAAGUUAAUUAGAACGGCUGCUUUCUGGACUACAGCUAGAUGUGGCAAGACCGCUAGAGGGCAGAAUGAGCCAAGCAAAGGCUAAGGGGACGCCGAUCUCCAGGGCCAAACUUGGGGAGCAGAUCUUUGUGAAAACGGAUGACUUCAUCCUGUCCGACCCACAAAUGCACAUAAUAAAGCCGAGUUACAACAGCCUGCAUGAUCCUCACCUUCGCAAAUACUACCAUCGCAAGGACAUGCAGACCCUGCUGAGGAAGAGAAACUUUAUUACAGGAGAGAAAGAGGUCAGAUGCUCCUUUAAGGAGUAUAAAAUGCACCAGAGGUACUUGGAGCACCUCAAGAGCAUCGCUGACCGAACAAACGGGGAGAUCCAGAGGUCCAAGAUGAGGCUGUUUCUGGAGAAGCAGCAGGAAGGGCUCAUCCCCCUGGACAUGACGCUCACAGACAUGAGGGAACAGCUGCUGGAAGAGGAGGUGGAGUGUCUUCGGCAGGUCAUGAGAGCUGAAGGAUUUCGGGGGACAAGAAAAUAUGACCCAGAGGAUUAUAGAAUAGAAAUGGACCUGCUGAGCUGGAAGGUGGAGGAGCGGGCGCGGCUCCGGAGAAUCGAAGCAGAGGUGCGCCAUGAAUGGAACAGAGAGAGGCAGCUGAGAGACGCCCAGGAGAGGAGAGAGAGGAAGAAACACACUGCAAUGGUGCGCAAAUGUACUGUGCACCAGCUGCAGGUGAUAGAGCAGGCGAAGCUGUCGGAGGACUCUGUGAUGGAGGAACGCAACAAGAUAUAUAAACCACCGUCCAGGAACAGUGCAAAGAAAACAAAUCUCACUCCAUCAAGGAACACCACAAAGACAGCAGCACCUUCUCUUCAGCCCACGGACCGAGUUCAGAGCUUUGUGAUCAGACCCAGAAAGCAGACACAAGUGACACAAGCAGCUUCACCUGAGCAGAAUUCCGCAGUUGAAGAUGAGGUGGAAGAGAGAUCCAGGAAAUCCCGGAUCCAGGUGUCGGUGGUCUAGAGGGGGCGGAAUACUGGAGAUCACUCAGCCCAGACGGCGAGCGAGACGGGGCGACGGGGGCAGAAUGGGAGGCAGUUCGAAACCUGGCGGAUUUAUCCACCCCCCUUCUAAGAACAAGC